This is a messenger RNA of Talaromyces marneffei, 2703 nucleotides long. RefSeq lists its product as uncharacterized. Gene Ontology annotation, molecular function: ATP binding; protein serine/threonine kinase activity. Lineage: Eukaryota; Fungi; Ascomycota; Eurotiomycetes; Eurotiales; Trichocomaceae. Gene Ontology annotation, biological process: protein phosphorylation. Gene Ontology annotation, cellular component: cytoplasm. Bases 1 to 2703 code for a protein of 900 amino acids. The record is from RefSeq and is a predicted model, not a curated record. The transcript has 4 exons.
AUGAACUCAAUAUCUAAGGACUUCGGCUGCUGGGUCAAAGAAAAUCAGAAAAUCGGAUUAAAUGGCUACGGAAAAGAGGAUUUUUACGUAUCGGAGGAUGCUUUAAGAGUCUAUUGGGAGGUGCAUCGAGUUCGCGACGUCUUUAGUGAAGCCGGUAUACAUCGACAAACUCCACCUUCACCGGAAUUGAUUAUUCAGAGCUAUAUACGCAUUUUCUCGAUUCUUAUAUAUAUCGCAACACCCGACCUACCAAGUUUAGCUUACCUUAGCGUGUUCUCUGCAAGCGGACGUAACGACUAUAACCUACCUUUGGCGGGAGACAUUUUCCCUAACACAGAGGAAGGAAGAAAAGUUCAAGCGAGAUUCCUCGAGUCCCAGUUCUUGUUCAGCCCAGUUGUGUUUUCUCCGCAACUGCACGAAAGAGAGCUUGACAGUCGCCACGUUCUACCGUUAACCUUUAAGCGGCAGCUUUCCGGCCGUCCAGGCAGCUCUACGAAUUCGGCUAUCACCAAAUUAUAUAAGUUGGAGAAGGCCUCGAAGCUUCAGACGAAAGAGGAUCUCGUCGUCAUCAAAGAGUAUCCGAAAAGUGAAAUCGAGCACAGCUUCAAGAACGAACUGAAAGCGUACAUGUCUUUUCACUACGCUGGAGAUGAACCUUAUGUGUCCAAAUACUUUUUGAAAUACUACGGAUCAUUCAAGCAGAAUAAUAAAGGCUUUAUCAUUCUUGAAUAUGCAGAUGAAGGAAGCUUGCUCGAGUUUUUCAAGAGCAACCAAGUGCCGCGCACUCGUGAAGAGCUUCAUGGGUUGUUUGAAAACCUUUCCGAUUUACUCUACGGCCUGCGGAUAUUGCAUGCGAAAGAUCUCGGAAAGACCAACAGGCAACUGCGAGGAGUGCAUCAAGAUUUGAAGCCAGCAAAUAUAUUUGUCUCUCGGAACGAGAAUGGGGGCACAUAUCAGUAUAAUUUCAAAAUCGGAGACUUCGGGUUGACUAGUUUCACCCCGACCGAGGCAAAUGAAAUCAAAAACCGUGAUAACAAAGGUGGUAUCAUGUACAAUGCUCCCGAAAUGACCAACUAUGAUGAUUUCUCCCGAUCUCUCGACGAAGGUAUCAGUCAUCUCGUUGACAUAUGGUCCUUUAGCUGUGUGCUUUUCGAGGCAGCUGUCUGGGCAAUAUCCGAUGAGAGAGGACGAGAGGAAUUCAGAAGUCUGCGGUGCAAAGAAAACGACCAGAAGCCCCGUCAUCGCGAUCAAGGGUAUGGGGCUUCGUUUCAUAAUGGCGAAAGAAGACUAGGUGCGAUAGAGAAGACGCUGGAACAAAUACUCGAACAAAGGCGAUUUUUUGAUGAUAUAACGGAAGGUUUUUGCAAACUCUUAUUGAGAUAUGCGAUGGUGCCGGUGCGAGGACAGCCCAGCGCGCGCUAUGAUGCCAAUGAACUAGGGGCUGUUAUUAAAGAAUAUCUCGAGAAUGCUAAAACACCGCAGCAAUCAGGGGUAACAUCGUCUCCAGUUGGCAGAACCUCUCUGCCGGAGCUGAACCACAAUUAUAACCAUUAUCUCCCGAGUCACCCACGGGAUUCACUCGAGCUUAUAAGUGGAAAGUAUAAUAUAUCCAUGGAUAGGGCUUUCCUAGGAGGAAAUCAGUCACUUCAGAGAUCAUUCAACCAUGAUAUGAGGAUCAAUGAAACUUACGGUUUGAAGAAUCCACGUUCUUCGGGCGACUUCCCUGAGAGAUCAUAUUUGGACAAUCGACCAUACUUUGAAUACCACAAAUCAUUACCUUCUCCAAUUUAUGGAGAACAAUUUCCCAGUAACGGUAAUAACCUCACGGCUGAUCCUGAAAAGGAAGUUUCGAAAAAUGGGGAAAAAACCAAGUCCUUCGUCACAGAGCUAUCAAAGCAAACACCCUCGGAUAAGCAAAUAGAGUACCCCAAAUUUGGGAUCCAAGACGUGAUCAGAUGGAUAGAUGGAGGGAGAUAUCAAAGUGAUAGGCUUUAUAAAGGCUUAUCUAGUGCACUUGAGACGCUGAAGAAGCGACAACAGAUAUUCAUCAUUGAUGACACCGCGGUUAUGAAAAGAGAUCAUUGGCAAAGCGUCGUUAGCACAUUCAGAGCCCUCGCGCAUCUCACCAAUAAGGUUGACCCUGAUGGUAUCGAGUUAUACUUUAGAUCGAGCCCCGACCAACCCAAGAAACCGCCCAAGCUCAGUUUAUGGAAUGGAAGAACGGGGGCGGAGAAGUUGGUUGAUAAAGUAGUCUCUCAAGGCAAGAAGCAGGAAGAGGCAAUUUGCUAUAUGCAGAGUAGUAUCGGCAAAAUUUUGAACCAAGUGAAGGAAAAGAUAUCACACAAAAACUCGGAAACAAGCAUCUAUAUCUUGACCGAUGGAAUUUGGGAUGAUGCUAUAGAUAGUCGCAAUAUCUGUGGAGUUGAUAAUGCCAUUCUUUCACUUGUCAGAGAAAUGUGUCGACUGAAUCGGGGGGAGUCCCACAUAUCGAUCCAAUUCAUACGAUUCGGUGACAGUGAGGUUGGCAAAAGUCGACUGAAAUACCUCGACGACGACUUAACUAAGGAGUUCAAGGAGUUCAAGUCCUAUGAUAUCGUUGAUACCACAACCGAUCGUUCCCCUGUGUGGAAAAUGCUUCUUGGUAGCAUAAUAGGUACAGUUGAUAAUGCUAUCGACGACCGUCCGGGAGAUGUAUCUGGAUAA